UUCCACCCUGACUUCCACCAUGGCUUGGCUGCCACUUCUCAUCCUCUCCACUUACUUUUUGGGGACUUUUUCCCAGUUUGUCCUGAAUCAACCAGCUUCUGUGUCUGGAUCUCCUGGAGAGACAGUCCGACUCACUUGUACUAUAAGCAGUGGAACAAUUGGAUCACAAUAUUCCUCCUGGUAUCAACAGAAGCCUAGCAGUGCCCCCAAACUCCUUAUAUAUUAUGAUAGCAGCAGAGCCUCUGGAAUCCCAGCACGAUUCUCCGGUUCUGUUGAAAACUCUAGAACAUCUGCCGUCUUAAGCAUCUCCAGUCUUGUGGCAGAAGAUGAAGGUGAUUAUUAUUGCCUCUCUUAUGAAAGCAGUGGCAAGUCCACAGUGCUACACCUUCGCAAAUUCUCAGGCUUAAGAGGAGAGAGGACAGAUGGAUCUGCAGACAAUUCACUUCCGAUGUCAUCUCCAACCAUGGCUUGGCUGCCUCUUCUUCUCCUCUUCUCCUCCUCUUUUAUGGGGACUUUUUCUCAAGUUGUCCUAACUCAACCAGAAUCUGUGGCUGGAUCUCUAGGAGCAACCAUCCGAAUCACUUGCACUAAAAACAGUGGAACACUUGAUACAGCGGAUUCCUCCUGGUAUCAACAGAAGCCUGGAAAUGCCCCCAAACUCAUUAUAUAUGAAGAUAGCCGCAGACCCGAUGGAAUCCCAGAACGAUUCUCUGGUUCUAUUGAAAACUCUAAAACAUCUGCCGUGUUAACCAUCUCCAAUCUUCAGGCAGAGGAUGAAGCUGAUUAUCAUUGCCUGUAUUAUAUAGGUAGUGGCAAGUGCACAAUGAUGCAAUCUCACUGA
Molecule: messenger RNA, 841 nt
Organism: Pantherophis guttatus
Lineage: Eukaryota; Metazoa; Chordata; Lepidosauria; Squamata; Colubridae
Source: RefSeq, a predicted model, not a curated record